AUGCUGGCUCACACCUCCAAGAUCAGGGACGACCUGGAACUUGACGUGCUUGAACUGAAACUUCACUGGUGCGUCCGCGCCCACUCCUACAUUGACGCCUACCGCACUGGGCGCAUCUACGAGAACCCGACGCCGGCGCCAUGGGCGAUAAAUGAUCCGCGCCGCCGAACGUUCAAGCGCAACUGCACCGAUGGUACCGACGCCUGCAAGAAGCGCAAACGGAAUUAUGCCAAGAAUCUGAAGCGCCUGAAGCAGUUGAACGAGACGACGCAUGGCGACUAUGAGGUGGAGGAGAACAAGUUUAUGGACUGGUCGGAUGACGAGCUGAAGCAGGUCGGCGCCGUCAGAAACCAGGGCAGUUGCGGAUCCUGCUGGGCUUUUGCCACCUCGGCCGCAGUAGAGACCCAAAUGAACUACAAAAACAAUCGAACCGGGGCGAUCCGCAGGGCUUAUCCGGAACAGUACCUUGUUGACUGCGCAACAAACAACUACGGUUGUGGAGGAGGAUGGCCAUCCGCCGCUAUGGAAUACAUCCGGGAGUACGGUACUCCCCGGGGUGCCGCUUAUCCUUAUGCUGGAAAGGUGACAAAGUGCAAAGCUGGCUUGACCCUGGAGAAGCCGAUCUCAUCCGUCACUGAUCUCACCGGAAAUGUUGCUGCCGCUAUGAAUUUUAUUACUAACAAUGGGCCGAUCACGGCUUGUUUCUUCGUCUGCAACGGCUUCUACUCGUACAAAAGCGGCAUCUACACGACCGAUUGCACCCCGAGCAGCCCUGGAUUCUUGGGUGGUCAUGCGGUCGCGAUUAUUGGAUACGGCACCAACGCAGCUGGGAUAAAUUACUGGCUGGUGCGCAACUCGUGGGGAGCUGAUUGGGGUCUUGGAGGAUACUUUAUGAUCGAGCGCGGGGCCGACAUUGCCGGUUUUGAAACCUGGGAGCUGAUGGGACCAACCACCGUCUUGUUGCCU
Molecule: messenger RNA, 966 nt
Organism: Mesorhabditis spiculigera
Lineage: Eukaryota; Metazoa; Nematoda; Chromadorea; Rhabditida; Rhabditidae
Source: the annotation of a GenBank genome assembly